This is a messenger RNA of Menidia menidia (Atlantic silverside), 2482 nucleotides long. The record is from the annotation of a GenBank genome assembly. Lineage: Eukaryota; Metazoa; Chordata; Actinopteri; Atheriniformes; Atherinopsidae.
UCCAGGCCGCUGGGUGCCAGCAGCUCGCGCAGCGCUUGGCGGAACAGCUAGCUUCAGGAAAAGACAGUUGACGUUGCUACGCUUUGCUAGAUGAUUGGCGAGGUAAGAUGGCGGCGCCAGAGGAGCCAGAAUUAUCCCAGGCGCAGACUGAAAAACUCCUUCAAUUUCAGGAUUUAACUGGUUUGGAAUCAAUGGACCAAUGCCGUCGAACAUUAGAGCAGCACAACUGGAACAUAGAGGCCGCCGUGCAAGACAGACUUAAUGAGCAGGAAGGAGUUCCCAGUGUGUUUAACCCUCCACCACCCAGACCGCUUCAGGUCAACACAGCCGACCAUAGAGUAUAUAGUUACAUCGUCUCAAGGCCACAGCCCCGGGGAUUAUUAGGAUGGAGUUACUACUUGAUAAUGCUACCAUUCAGAUUUACAUAUUACACACUUCUGGACAUAUUCAGGUUUGCCCUGCGGUUCAUCAGGCCGGACCCUCGUGGUCGCGUGACAGACCCUGUUGGAGAUGUCGUGUCCUUCAUCCAUAAUUUUGAGGAGAAGUACGGUCAGUCACACCCCGUGUUUUACCAGGGAACCUACAGCCAGGCCCUGAAUGAUGCCAAACGGGAGCUCCGAUACCUAUUAGUGUACCUUCACGGGGAGGAUCAUCAAGACACAGACGAGUUUUGCCGCUCCACGCUAUGUACAGAAGAAGUCUUAACCUUCCUUAACACGCGGAUGCUCUUCUGGGCGUGUUCCACCAGCAAACCCGAGGGCUACAGAGUGUCCCAAGCAUUGAGAGAGAACACCUACCCAUUCCUGGCGAUGAUAAUGCUGAAGGACCGCAAGAUGACGGUUGUGGGCCGGCUUGAGGGUCUCAUUCAGCCAGAGGAUCUCAUCAAUCAGCUCACCUUCAUCAUGGAGGCCAACCAGACAUAUCUGAUGUCGGAGCGCAUGGAACGUGAGGAAAGGAACCAAACCCAAGUGCUGCGGCAGCAGCAGGAUGAAGCCUAUCUGGCCUCCCUGCGUGCUGACCAGGAGAAAGAGAGAAAGAAAAGAGAGGAGGAGGAGCAGCGGAGGCAGGAGGAGGAGAAGGUCAGACAAACCGCUCUCGCUGAGGAACGGAGACGAAGAACGCUCGAAGAGGAGAAAGAGAGGAAGUCAGAAUGCCUUCCUCCAGAGCCACCUGCAGAUGACCCUGAAAGUGUCAAAAUAGUGUUCAAGCUGCCCAAUGACACACGAGUAGAAAGACGAUUCCUGUUUGGCCAGUCUCUGACGGUCAUUUACGACUUCCUUUUCUCUUUGAAAGAAACUCCAGAGAAGUUUCAGAUAGUCACAAACUUCCCUCGCAGAGUCUUGCCCUGCCUCCCAACUGAAGAGCAACCCAACCCACCCACACUGAAAGAGGCGGGACUCAGCCGCUCCGAGGUCCUUUUUGUUCAGGACCUUACGGACGAUUAAUAGAUGACAUACCUCUUCUACAUGGAAAUACACUUUCCCCAACACCCACCACCUUUUUUCCCCCCUUAUUUUCAUAUUUUGUUAAAUGGCCAUUAUGCAUAAGGGAUCACUGAGAUAAUAUCCUAACCUGGAAAAUUAAACCUCCUUGCAUCCGGUCCUUGUUUGGUUGUGUUUACAGGGUUCCCAAUAGCCUGGAAAGUCUUGAAUUUUAUCAAAUAAAUAUUUCUUGAAGUCCUUCCUUGAAUUCAUCUUUAUAUGGACGUUCAAAAGCUUUCCCAUUGUUCGUAUGAGCUAGCAGUUACUUCUCCUUCCUCCUCAUUACCAACUUAUGUCGCUGAAGCUCAGUCAGAUGCACUGAAACAGUAGCAUACUUUUGUCCACAAAUGAGUUUUAUCUGGGAAACUGAAGAGGAUAGGUUGAAUUAAUGGUUAUUAACCAGAUUGAAGAAGUGUUGAUUUCUGUGAUGGUGUGGAUGCCUUGGUGGUCAUUUUUUAUUAGUUUCAUUUAAUCCAUUUGUCCUUAUUCUACCUUCAUUCUGCCCUAAGUUUACACAUCCUCCACAUAGAUUAACAAGCACAACCAAAGCAGUGCUGCUUUCAGUGUUAAUUCAUGUGGCGUGGAGAGAACAUGUUGAACUUCAGGAAGCAGGUCGGUGAACUUGGACAUAAAUGACAAAAUGGGAACCCUGUUUUUUUUUCUUUAUUUUUUAUAAUGAGCCAUGACCUGUACAUAAGUUUAAUAUUUAAAACCCCCAAAUUUACUUUGCAUAUUGUUUUAUUUUCAACUAUUGUGUGUCAUAAAAUGACCAAAUGCAGAUUUGUUACUAUGUAAAGCAGACUGCCUCAUGAAGUUCAAACACACAAUAUUUAACAGAGGCCACAGUUUUUACAUGUGGCUUUUAUCUAGUAUAGUACAAGUCUGCCCAUAGUGUGCCUGUGGUUACUCAUAGAUGCCUGUUUUGCCUGUAACAUCUGAAUGGGCUCAUGUAAAGAUGUAAUUUUCCAACUAUAAAUUAAAAACAUUAAAAAAAUACUGGG